Messenger RNA from Bombina bombina (fire-bellied toad), 2793 nucleotides. RefSeq names its product solute carrier family 23 member 1. The record is from RefSeq and is a predicted model, not a curated record. Gene Ontology annotation, biological process: transmembrane transport. The coding region runs from base 53 to 1942 and encodes 629 amino acids. Gene Ontology annotation, molecular function: transmembrane transporter activity. Gene Ontology annotation, cellular component: membrane. The transcript is spliced from 12 exons. Lineage: Eukaryota; Metazoa; Chordata; Amphibia; Anura; Bombinatoridae.
UAGAGGAGGGUCCAUUUAAAGGUCUAUUAUGUAGAAUCAUCAUGCGUAGAAGAUGAACAGUGAGUUUAUACAACUCAAGAAAGAAAGUUUGUCAGCUGCUCACAAUACAUUAGCAAUGGCCAAAGCUUGUAAUGGACUGGACUCUGCCAAGUUUAAGAUUGAUGAUGCUAAUCAUUAUCAUAUCAUGUCAACUUUUGAUACUAAACUCCCUGAAAAUGAAAAACACAAAAAAGAGACCCUUGAUAAUAACCGGAACAAGUUGGCAUACACGGUUACAGAUAUCCCUCCCUGGUACCUUUGCAUCUUCCUGGGAAUUCAGCAUUACCUAACUGCACUCGGAGGUAUUGUUGCCAUCCCCUUGAUCUUGUCCAAGGAACUCUGUCUGACGUACGACCCUCUAACCCAGAGUCACCUGAUUAGUACCAUCUUCUUUGUCUCUGGCAUCUGCACCCUACUACAGGUCUUGUUUGGUGUCAGGUUGCCAAUCUUACAAGGAGGAACUUUUGCAUUUCUGACCCCAACCCUAGCCAUGCUGUCCCUUCCCAAAUGGAAAUGCCCGGAGUGGACACAAAACGCCAGCCUGGUUAAUGCCAGUUCUCCCAUAUUUGUGGAAGUUUGGCAGUCACGGAUACGGGAGGUUCAAGGGGCCAUCAUGGUCGCUUCCUGUUUUCAGAUAUUUGUAGGAUUUUCUGGCCUAAUUGGUUUUCUCAUGAGGUUCAUCGGACCUUUAACUAUCGCUCCCACCAUCACCCUUAUAGCUCUUCCUCUUUUCGAGUCUGCAGGACGAGACGCUGGGACCCACUGGGGGAUCUCUGCCAUGACAACUUUCUUCAUAGUUUUAUUUUCUCAGUAUCUGAGAAAUAUUGCUUUGCCGCUGCCGGCGUACACAAGAUCCAAGAAGUGUCACUUCUCCAAGAUUUACCUCUUUCAAAUCUUCCCGGUCCUCCUUGGAAUCUCCAUUUCUUGGAUAAUUUGUCACAUUUUGACAAUUACCAAUACCUUUCCAUCCAAUCCAGACAGUUAUGGGUAUUUGGCUCGAACUGACGUUAAAGGACCUGUUUUGAUGCAAGCACCAUGGUUUCGCUUCCCGUAUCCAGGCCAAUGGGGUGUACCAACCAUCAGUCUGGCAGGAGUAUUUGGGAUUUUAGCUGGCGUUAUCUCAUCAAUGGUUGAGUCUGUAGGGGAUUACCAUGCAUGUGCCCGGCUCUCUGGGGCACCACCACCUCCUAAACAUGCCAUUAACAGAGGCAUAGGAAUAGAAGGGAUUGGCUGUCUUUUGGCAGGAGCGUGGGGUACUGGAAAUGGUACUACCUCAUAUAGUGAGAAUGUGGGAGCCCUGGGGAUUACAAGGGUUGGGAGUCGGAUGGUUAUUAUUGUUGGAGGGGUUCUGAUGCUUUUCAUGGGCAUGUUCAGUAAAAUUGGUGCUGUGUUUGCUACUAUCCCAACACCAGUGAUUGGAGGAAUGUUUUUGGUGAUGUUUGGGGUCAUUGCUGCCGUUGGAAUCUCUAAUUUACAGUUUGCAGAUAUGAAUUCUUCAAGAAACAUCUUCAUAGUUGGAUUUUCAAUAUUUUCUGGACUAACCGUCCCAAAAUGGGUGAACAAUAAUGUAAAACUUAUUGAAACAGGGAUUGUUGAGCUGGACCAGGUCAUUCUUGUUCUCCUGACUACAGGCAUGUUUGUAGGGGGAUUCUUUGGUUUCUUUCUGGAUAACACCAUACCAGGUACAAAAGAAGAGCGCGGGCUCAUUGCUUGGAAUGAGGUUCAUGGAGAGGAAACUGAAGAUUCUUCAGAUGUGUAUGACCUUCCUUUUGGUAUUGGUACCAGGUUCUGCACAGCAUCAUGGCUCAGAUACAACCCAUCCUGGCCCAAACCGAGGAAGCAAAGCCAAGAAAGUGCCCAAGAAAAUGGAAACAUGAACAAUUACAUAGAAUCUCAUCACUGAGUAUGAAAGGAAUCGGAUUAACAGUGGUGCUGUAACUCAGCCACGUGUACAGUGCUCCACAAUGUGUGGUCCCUUCAAAACAGUAUUUUAGAGAAUACAGCACUAUUAUUCAAUUGAAUCCAAACUGAGAAAUGUGUUUUAGUUGUGCUUGUGAUCUAGAGUCGUUCUCUUAUUUAUAUAAAUCUAAUGACUGUAAAUUUAUUGAUGAAUGUGCAAUCGAAUAGGCAGCUAAGAAUACAUCUUAUUACAGCAUUGUGUGAGGUUCUUCCAUCUAAAAAACAAAAAUACUCUAGUAUUUGUUUGUUAUAAUAAGACAAAUCUGUAAUACUUGCUUUGUGCUUCUAGGAAAAAAUCUUAAAACCUCCAAUAUAUUUUAUUUAGAGCCAGACCUGAGUUACUUAAAGGGACAUAAAACCCACAUUUUUUCUUAAAUGAUUUAGAAAGAGCAUGCAAUUUUAAACAACUUUUCUAUUUACUUCUAUUAUCUACUUUGCUUCAUUCUUGAUAUCCUUUGUUGAAAGGCAUAUAUAAAUAGGCUCAGUAGCUGCUAAUUGGUGGUUGCCUCGUGUAAUUGGCUCACCCAUGUGUAUUGCUAUUUCUUCAACAUAGAAUAUCUAAAGAAUGAAGCGCAUUAGAUAAUAGAAGUUAAUUGGAUUUUUUUUUAAAAUAGUAUUUUCUAUCUGAAUCAUGAAAUAAACAAAAAUGGGUUUCAUGUCCCUUUAAAAUGUUAAAGGGAUGCAGUUUGUCACUUGCUUCAACCUCUCUCAUUGCUGGUUGCCAGAAUUGUUGGAUAUUUUUUGAACAUGCAAUUGCCUUGUUCAUCUUAAUAAAAUGAACAAAAUCCAACCUUA